Molecule: messenger RNA, 1408 nt
Organism: Brassica oleracea var. oleracea
Lineage: Eukaryota; Viridiplantae; Streptophyta; Magnoliopsida; Brassicales; Brassicaceae
Product: tabersonine 16-O-methyltransferase-like
Exons: 3
Coding region: 66-1169 (367 amino acids)
Biological process (GO): methylation
Molecular function (GO): S-adenosylmethionine-dependent methyltransferase activity; O-methyltransferase activity; protein dimerization activity
Source: RefSeq, a predicted model, not a curated record
GAUUCCUCAAUAUCAAUCACCUAUCUUUACAAAAUCUUUAAGACAAAAAUAAGUGUAGAAACAAAAUGGAAGAAAAUAAGAGAAACUUAUUAGAUGAAGAAGCUAAAGCUUCGCUAGACAUAUGGAGAUAUCUCUUUGGGUUUGCAGAUAUGGCUGCUGCGAAGUGUGCAAUUGAUCUUAAAGUACCAGAAGCCCUUGAAAACCAUCCUUCCUCCCGGCCGAUGACCCUAGCUGAACUCUCUUCCGCCACCUCCGCCUCUCCGUCACACCUCCACCGUAUAAUGAGGUUUCUUGUGUACCAGGGAGUCUUCAAAGAAGUCUCCACAAAAGAUGGUCUUGCCACAGGCUACACUAACACGCCACUCUCACGCCGUAUGAUGAUAACUAAACGUGACGGCAAGUCGCUGGCUCCUUUGCUUCUCCUCGAGACAAGUCCAGAGAUGCUCGCUCCAUGGUUGAAAUUGAGCUCAGUUGUCUCUUCGCCGGUUAACGGUCCGGUUCCGCCUUUUGAUGCGGUGCAUGGUAAGGACUUGUGGUCGUUCGCAAAGGACCAUCCGCGCCACAGCGAACUACUCAAUGAAGCCAUGGCUUGUGAUGCAAGGCGUGUGGUGCCACGUGUAGCCGGUGCCUGUCAGGGUUUAUUUGACGGCGUGGCUACGGUGGUGGACGUUGGAGGCGGUACCGGAGAGACGAUUGGGAUAUUGGUUAAGGAGUUUCCUGGGAUCAAAGGAAUUAACUUUGAUCUUCCUCAUGUUGUUGAAGUUGUUCAAGCAAUGGAUAAUGUUGACAAUGUUGGAGGAGAUAUGUUUGAUUCUAUUCCUUCAUGCGACGCUGUUUUCAUCAAGUGGGUGUUACACGAUUGGGGAGACAAAGACUGCAUAAAAAUAUUGAAGAAUUGUAAAAAAGCGCUCCCACCAAAGACUGGAAAAGUGUUAAUAGUGGAAUCCGUGGUCGGAGAAAAGAAAAAAACGAUGAUAAUGGAAGAAAGAGAUGAGAAAUUAGAGUAUGUGAAAUUGGCGCUUGAUAUGGUGAUGAUGGUUCACACAAGCACAGGCAAAGAAAGGACUUUAAAAGAGUGGGACUUUGUCAUUAAAGAAGCUGGUUUUGCUCGCUAUGAGGUUAGGGACAUCGAUGAUGUUCAGAGUGUUAUCAUUGCGUAUCGCUCUUAGAAGAUGGAGAUAAAGGGUCAAAUGGAAGCUGAGGAAGAGCUCGAAAUAAAAAAAAAGCAUUUGAGAAAUCUCAAGGUGUAUUUGUGUAAUUUGGCAGUAGUGUGCCAUUGUGUUUGUGUGAAAACGUUUUUUUCUGCAAGAUUGUUUCAUGGUUUGUUUUACCAGUCGUGUUGUGUUAAUGUAUUGUAUUGUGUAUUUUCACAUAUUUUUUCUAUAUGUCUAGUUGAUUGUUGGUGGCA